UUUCCCAAGAACUACACACUCAUUUGUACCAAGAAACGGAUGAGAACAAGAGGCUGCUGAAGACAGAACUCUGCAAGCACCUGUGCACAGCAAUGCCUGUGGGCAUCUGUGAGAAGAGAAUCUGUGAAGUCUGAACAAGCGGCCUUCCCAAGAUGUACCGAAUAUCUCAACUGAUGUCAACACCAGUAGCAAGUCCUUCCAGUUUGGAAAAAGAAUAUGCUGGACAGUUGUCUCCCACAUGCAUUUUUCCAAGUUUCACCUGUGAUGUCCUGGAUGGUGACCAUUCUUUUGAAUGCUGCUCCAUAAAUCGCCUGACAGGCUCCCACAAUACCUGUCGCCGAAGUCCCAGACUCCUCACCAAUGGCUACUACAUUUGGACCGAAGACAGCUUCCUGUGCAACAAAGAUGGCAACGUAACUCUGAACCCAUCCCAGACCCGUGUUAUCUACAAAGAGAACUUAGUUAGGAUAUUUAGAAAGAAAAAGAGAAUCCGCCAUCCCUUUUCUUCUCUCUUCAACCUCAGUACCUCUAAAUCUUGGCUGCAUGGAAGUAUCUUUGGUGACAUUGAAUCUUCUCCAAGUGAGGACAACUGGUUGGAGGGGAUCAGGAGGUUGGACACAGACCACCACAAUGGAGAUGGAGGUGAUUUGGACUGUUCUUCUCUGUCUGGUGACUGGAAGUCAGGGAAGAUGAAUACAGAGUCUGCAAUAACCUCUUCCAGCCACAUCAUAUCUCAACCUCCUGGAGGAAACUUCCACGACUCGUCUCUUCAGUCCCAGUUGACAGCUUCUGAACAUUUCCAAGAGGAUAGUUCAGAUCAUUCAGAAACCAGUUUGUUGCAAGACGUCUGCUUUCAGGCAAUCCUACUUGCUGUGUGCUUAAUCAUUUCUGCAUGUGCAAGAUGGUUUAUGGGAGAAAUCUUAGCCAAUGUCUUCACAUACUCGUUGAUGGUAACUAUAGCUUGUUUAUCAAAAUUUGACAGUCAUUUAGGAAUGCCUUCGAUGAAUGUCCUCCAUCUGGACAUCUGCAAAUUGUCCAAGUUGCAGUCCACUUGGAAUCAGGUGUUUUGCUGGAAGGGAGUAAACGAAUAAUUGAGAAAAAGCCAUUUUAGUUUGACUAUGUGAUUUUUAAAAUGACCUCAGUUUUUCCAUCAAAAUAAUAAUACACUCAUGAAAAUAAUAUUAAUUUGCCUUUCCUUUUCGAACACCAGCAAUUGAAAAGAAAAGGACAGGAAUGUGAUGAAGAGCAGACCGCCUGUAAUAAAUGUUCCCCUGUGAUUCUCUAAGGCAGUGCUUCUCGAGCAUUAAUUUUCAUUAGGAAAUUCUGUGAGGAGCUUGUAACUGCAGAUUCCUGGGCCUGCCACAUGCACUUAUCCCUCGCUUAAUUGCUUAAUAGAAUAAUGAAAGUAAAUUUGUCAUUAAUACCAACUUGACAACUUGAAUAACAAUAAAUGCAAUUUGUAC
Saimiri boliviensis boliviensis (Bolivian squirrel monkey) is the source of this 1463-nucleotide messenger RNA. It is a transcript of the gene TMEM71, whose product is annotated as transmembrane protein 71. NCBI's taxonomy places the organism in Eukaryota, Metazoa, Chordata, Mammalia, Primates, Cebidae. The record is from RefSeq and is a predicted model, not a curated record.